CCUCACCCCUAAAUCGCAUUAUCUUCCAAAGAUGAGCUGUUUACGAAUUCUCCAACUUCUUUGCCUCUUUUUGUUCAUCCUCAAUUUUCAAACUACUCUUUCCUCUGCUUUAUUUACUCGUCGAACUAAAAGAACCUGCUUUCCAAAGGAUAGGGCUGCUCUUCUUCAUUUCAAAAACGCCUUUUCCAUUGAUCAUGAAUAUGUUUCUAUCCUAUGUGAUGCAUUCCGUGUUGAAUCUUAUCCAAAGACAGAGUCAUGGAAUGAGGGUACGGACUGUUGCUCUUGGGAUGGGGUAACAUGUGACAAUGUUACUGGCCAUGUGAUCGGCCUUGAUCUCAAUUGCAGCUGGCUUUCUGGCACCUUCCUUUCCAAUAGCAGCCUCUUCACCCUUUCAAACUUGCAAAGGCUUAACCUAGCCUAUAAUGACUUUCAAGGCUCUAAGCUUUCACCAAGGUUUGGCCAAUUUGCAAGUUUAGUGUAUCUUAACCUCUCCAAUUCAGGGUUUUCCGGGCAAGUUCCAUCUGAAAUCUCCCACUUGAACAAAUUACUUUCACUUGAUCUCUCCUCUUAUUUGGUCUUGCUUAAAACUCAUACAUUGAAAGGACUUGUUCAGAACCUAACAGAGGUAAGACAACUUUUCCUUGAUGGAAUAGACAUGUAUUAUGUUGAUCCUUCCUCUUUCAUGAAUCUACCAUUUUCUUUGACACAUCUAAGUCUUGGAAACUGUAAUCUGAAAGGAAAUUUUUCAGAAAACAUUUUCCAACUUCCAAAUCUUGUUUGGCUUAAUUUGGGUGGAAAUUUCUACCUCAUUCCUAAACUUCCAAAGUCAAACUGGAGUGGACCUCUUGAGUAUUUGGAUCUAUCAGAGACAUCUUUUUAUGAGGAAUUUUCUAACUCUUUUGUAAAUUUAGCAUCCCUGAGGCAUCUGAGCAUGGAAGCAUGUCUAUGUUCAGGAUCACUUCCAAGAGCAUUGGGGAACUUGACACAACUUAUUUUUUUGGACCUCUCGCGCAACCAUAUCAUUGGUCAGAUCCCAUUCUCAUUCACAAAUCUGACACAACUUCAGUUUUUGUAUCUUCAAGAUAAUCAUUUAGUUGGUCCCAUUCCUGAUCAAGCAACUUUUUUUAUGGAUCUAAGAGAGAUAGACUUGUCUCAGAACUUUCUUGAAGGAUCCAUACCUUCUUGGGUGUUCAACAUACCAUCAUUAGAGUUGCUAGAUCUUUCCUAUAACCAACUCACUAGUCAAAUCCCAUCCUCAUUCACUAACCUAACACAGCUUGUGUUUUUGUAUUUGUAUAACAAUCACUUGGUUGGUCCCAUUCCUGAUCAAGCAACUUCUCUUUUAGAUCUAAGAGCAAUAGACUUGUCCAAUAACUUUCUCAUGGGAUCCAUACCUUUUUGGGUGUUGAACAUAUCAACACUAGAGUCGCUGAGCUUUAGAAAUAAUCAACUCACUGGUCAACUGAAUGAAUUUCAAUAUGGAUCAUUGCAAUCCAUAUCCUUGGCAAAUAAUAGGCUUAAAGGUCCAAUUCCAAGCUCAAUAUCUCACCUCUUAAAUCUCACUUUACUUGAUUUGUCAUCAAACAAUUUGAAUGGAAUUUUUGACUUAGACAUGUUUUCUAAGCUCAAAAAUCUUCAAGUUCUUGAUCUUUCACAAAACAUUGAUUUGUCAUUUAUCUCCACCAUCAAUAUCACAUACACCUUGCCUUGUCUUACAAACUUGAUUCUAUCUUCGUGCAACACCUCCCAAAUUCCUAAGUUUCUGAGAGGCUUAGAAGGUCUGAAAGCAUUAGACCUUUCUAACAAUAAGAUUCAAGACAUUCCCGAGUGGAUGUGGGAUGUUGGAAAGAACUCAUUGAAUUACUUGAAUCUCUCUCAUAACCUUCUAGUGUAUGUAAAGCAGCUUCCUUGGAAAAGCCUAGAGAUUCUUGACCUCAACUUUAACUUGAUUAAAGGGCCUCUUCCAGUUCCACCUUCCAAUAUCCAUUUUUAUUCAGUCUCAAAUAAUAGUUUAAUGGGAGAGAUUCCUUCUUUGAUUUGCAGUUUAAGUCAACUUGUAGUUCUUGACUUAUCUCACAACAACUUGAGUGGAGUCACUCCACCAUGCCUCGGGAACUUGAGCAGUCUUGAAGUGUUGAAUCUAAGGAUGAACAAGUUAAGAGGAAUGAUCCCUACAACAUUUGCAAAUGGUUGUACUUUGAAGAAUCUUAACUUGAAUGCUAAUCAACUCGAGGGUUUGAUACCACGAGCAAUUGUCAACUGCAAAGACCUGCAAGUGCUAGAACUUGGGAACAAUAACUUGUAUGGUAGAUUUCCUCAUUGGCUGGGAACUCUUCCACAUCUGCAAGUUCUUGUUUUAAGGACAAAUAAACUCUAUGGCUUUCUAAGAGAUUCCAAAACUAGCCAUUUUUUCCCCAAGUUGCAAAUUUUUGAUGUCUCCAACAAUCAUUUUUCUGGUCCAAUUCCAACGGGAUGCAUCAAAAAUUUGAAGGCCAUGAUGACAUUCAAGGAAGGUGAAAUUCAUGAGCAGUACAUGGGAGGAUACUUAGUUUCUGGUAUCUUUUAUCAGUAUUCUGUUAGUUUGGUGGAAAAGGGUUUUGAGAGAGAACGGACUAAAAUUUUAACCAUACUCACGAGCAUUGAUCUCUCAAAUAACAAGUUUGAUGGAGAGAUUCCAGAUGUCAUCGGAAGGCUUUGUUCUCUUAUAGGACUUAAUCUUUCUCAUAACAAGCUCAGUGGUCAUAUUCCACAAGCAAUGGGAAAUUUGACCAACCUUGAAUGGUUAGACCUUUCUUCAAACCACUUGGCAGGGGAGAUUCCAAGAGAAUUGGUAAAUCUAAAAUGGCUUUCAGUUUUAAACCUUUCCAAUAAUCUGUUGGAUGGACCCAUACCUCAAGGCAAACAAUUCAACACAUUUGACAAAAGUUCAUAUGAGGGGAACUUGGGGCUAUGUGGAUUACCUUUGUCAAAAGCUUGCAGCGAAGUUAGGAUGCAACCAAAAUCACAAAGCACUUUUCAGGAAAAAGAUGAGCUAUGGGAGUUUGGCUGGAAAGUUGUAUUGUUGGGCUAUGGGUGUGGACUGGCAUUUGGAUUGUUCAUGGGUUAUCUUGUCCUUAGAACAGGAAAACCAAAGUGGCUUGUAACUGUGGCAACUGGCUUGUAACUUCGGCUGAAGGACUACCAAAUCAAAGGAAAAGGAAGCAGCUGCAAGGUUUCCGUUAUGUUAUGUUUUUUUCUUUUCUUUUUUCCUUCGUGAUUAAAACCGUAUGUUGAACUUGAUUUGUCCCAGCUGAGUUUUAGUGUUUUAUGUAAAGGGCUUAAUUAGAAUUUUCACACAUGUUAUGUCUUGCAUUCAAAAAGAGUGUUUCAAAUAAUUAAAAGUUUGAAACUUCA
Rubroshorea leprosula is the source of this 3393-nucleotide messenger RNA. Lineage: Eukaryota; Viridiplantae; Streptophyta; Magnoliopsida; Malvales; Dipterocarpaceae. The record is from the annotation of a GenBank genome assembly.